AUGGCUUCGACUAGUAUUGGAUAUGGACAAAGCAAGCUAGUGGCUGAAAAGCUCCUUGAAUCAGCUAGAGACUCUGGCCUCGAAAGCUGCAGUAUUCGACUUGGACAGCUUGUCGGGGAUGUCAAGAGUGGUGCAUGGUCAACAACAGAUUGGGUCCCUUCGCUCAUCGCCUCUUCCGUUUCAAUAGGUAGCCUGCCGAGGGCCGUCGGGACUGUCUCGUGGCUUCCACUUGAUGUGGCUGCCCGUUCAAUUAUCGAUACAUGUGUUAACAGGAACAAAGUCCUACCUCAAGUGAUGCACACCUCACACCCUCGACCUGUACCUUGGGUGGAUAUCAUGAAUGCACUCUCGGCAUCGCUCGUGCCACUCGUGAACUCUCAACUGCCUCUCGUGGGCUUCGAAGAAUGGAAUAAGCGUGUAGCCGAAGCUGCAGAAUCGUUCAAAGGAUCCGACAGUGAUCGAUACAAGCGAUUCCCAAGCACUAAAAUCCAAAGCACUAUUGACGGUAUGGUGCUCGCCGAUAAGGCGCUUCAGUCUCACGAGGAGGUGGAGCAUGUAGAGUCGUGUGGAACUGUGCGGCUGAAUACCAAGGUAGCCGAAGAGUUUAGUCGGGUUUUAGAAACCACACCGCAGCUUGGAGAUGAGCAUUAA
Messenger RNA from Rhizoctonia solani, 651 nucleotides. RefSeq names its product acetyl-CoA synthetase-like protein. The record is from RefSeq and is a predicted model, not a curated record. Lineage: Eukaryota; Fungi; Basidiomycota; Agaricomycetes; Cantharellales; Ceratobasidiaceae. The transcript is spliced from 4 exons. The coding region runs from base 1 to 651 and encodes 216 amino acids.